Aspergillus sclerotioniger CBS 115572 is the source of this 2837-nucleotide messenger RNA. RefSeq names its product putative kinesin family protein (KlpA). Gene Ontology annotation, biological process: microtubule-based movement. Lineage: Eukaryota; Fungi; Ascomycota; Eurotiomycetes; Eurotiales; Aspergillaceae. The transcript is spliced from 5 exons. Bases 386 to 2617 code for a protein of 743 amino acids. The record is from RefSeq and is a predicted model, not a curated record. Gene Ontology annotation, molecular function: microtubule motor activity; ATP binding; microtubule binding.
CCUUGAUAAACUCUCCUGCGCUGCCCUCGACCUGCACGACGACUUGCUGACAGCCAGAUUUACGAUGCAGUCCUGCCCCUAACUGAUCGCAGCUGGACUCUAAUUAAUUGCGCCUUGCUUUUUCGCCUGUCACACACGCUGCUAUCAUCCUUGUGCUUUUGAGACACGAAUUUUCGCCUUGUCAGGGGUCGAGUCGCCCUGCCUGUGGAGGUGAUGGAGAACGAAUAUAUGGUAAACUGCAUUGUCGCCACUAGAUAAACUUUGUAUUAAGUCGAGAACAUCCACGCGCACACGCAUUCCCGGUCUUCGAGAGAUGAAUCCAGCCACGACAAAUGCCCGCUCCGGGGUCUCCGGUCUUGUGCCACCCGGUACCAUUGCGAGCGCCAUGACCAGCAAGUCAACGACCCUGUCGCAACCGUCUCGUCCAAGAACUACCACGCAAGCGCCCGAGGUUGGCAGAGCCGGAGCCGGAGCAGCAUCGUCGCGCAUCAACAGCAACACCACCAGAUUUCAUGGCCGCGCCAACUCCCACUCAUCGACUAGUUUGACCAGAUCAGCUUCCACCUCCGCGCGAACGAAAGCCGCGACUGCCGGUCCCCCGCGACCACACACCAGCAUGUCUCGCACCCACUCCGUUGCGAGCUCCCGAAAACCGAAUGGUCAUGCCAUCCCACGCCCGGCAACGUCAUUGGAUACCCAUGAUGAGGAGGACUCCGCCACCAGCGUACUAGGAAAACGAAAGGGGGCCGAAUGGGACCAGGAAAGUCGGGAAAGGACAAUGGAAGACCUUUUGAACACCUUCGUCACGAGAAUUGGCCAAGCCGGGCAAGAAAGCAAUGGCCUCAAGGAAGCACUUGACCUAUACAAAUCCAGAGUCAGCGAGCUAGAAGCCUCCCGAAAGGAAAUUACCGACACAAAUCUUACCCUCCGGGUCGAGAUGGAGUCACUCAAGGUCCGACUAGGUGCGGCGGAGGAUGCCUUGAAGGAUGCGCAGAGAGACCAUGAUAUGGAAGUCGACAACCUCAGCGCCCAUCAACGCAUCGAGGUGGAGUCCGCGCGGUCAGAAGGUAGGAAGGAGUUGGAAGCAUUGAAAUCCCGGCAUCAAGAACAGAUCCAAGAACUAAAGCGACGGUACGAGCAUGAGAUUGAGGAUGAAAGAGCUGCGCGGCUUCGAGAAAUCAGUCAGUUAACCUCACAGACCGCCAUUGACACACAAAGGUCGAAUAUGGAGCUUGACAGGAGGGAACGGGAAAUCACUACGCUUCGGGAUGAUGUGCAGGCACUGCGGGCAGAACUCGAGCGUGAGCGCAAGAGCAACCGGAAUCUCCGGCAAAACUUGGACACAGCCAGUACCAACGGCGUGACGCUGGAGUCAUCUAUUCGUGCGCUGAAGGCUAGAAUCGAGUUCCUCGAGUCUGGACGAGAGGAGCAAUCCCAAUCAUUUGAGCGCCUCAACCAGAAAAUGAUGGACGCGUUAGCUGAGACCAACACGACAAAGGACAAGCUGAGGAAGGAAGAGACUCUGAGAAGGAAGCUUCACAACCAGGUGCAAGAACUCAAAGGCAACAUCCGGGUGUUCUGUCGAGUCCGACCAUCGCUUCCCUCGGACCCCACCACUGGAGUGGCUCAGAUUCAGUAUCCCGAUGAGACCGAGGACAGCAAAGAGAUUGCUCUUUUGGGCCCAGAGGAGAAGAGCAGUCUCGGCACGAUUUCGAGAAAGAACAGCAACUUUUCAUUCGAUCGUGUUUUCGGGCCGACUACGCAGAACGCAGAAGUUUUCGACGAAAUCAGCCAACUUGUCCAAAGCGCCCUCGAUGGAUACAACGUCUGCAUUUUCUGUUACGGUCAGACUGGUAGUGGGAAAACAUACACUAUGUCAUCCCUUGACGGUAUGAUUCCUCGCGCAGUGCACCAGAUUUAUGAGACAGCCAAGGGCUUGGAAGAAAAGGGCUGGAGAUAUACGAUGGAGGGCAACUUUGUCGAAGUGUACAACGAAAACCUCAACGAUCUACUGGGCAACCCCGAAGAACUCGAUAAGAAGAAGCUUGAGAUCCGGCACGACAUGCAAAAAGGAAAGACGAUCAUCACGGAUGUCACUACCGUUCGGUUGGAAUCCCCUCAGAUGGUUGAGACAAUUCUCAGACGUGCUGCCUCCAACCGCUCCGUCGCAGCUACCAAGGCCAACGAGAGGUCCUCCCGGUCACACUCGGUCUUCAUCCUCAAGCUCAUUGGAGAGAACGACAUUACUGGUGAACGCAGUGAAGGUACCCUCAACCUGGUGGACUUGGCUGGUAGUGAGCGUCUAAGCCACAGCGGUGCUACCGGCGAACGGUUAAAAGAGACGCAGAACAUCAACCGCAGCUUGAGCUGUUUGGGCGACGUCAUCGCUGCCCUCGGACAGGGUAAGGAUGGUGGACACAUUCCCUACCGAAACAGCAAGCUUACCUAUCUCCUUCAAUUCUCGUUGGGAGGAAACUCCAAGACUCUGAUGUUUGUCAUGGUCAGUCCGCUGCAGGCGCAUUUGUCGGAAACCUUGACCAGUCUCAAGUUUGCGACCAAGGUACACAACACGCACAUUGGGACGGCCAAGCGGCAGGCACGCGUUCGUGAUUCCUAAACUAUGAUACCUUUUGAUCUUUCUGGGCGGCCUUCAUGAACCAGGCCUUGGCAGAGGUGUUUGAGGUUUUUUUCCUCUCUUGGGAGUGAGAUAUGAACUGUUUCUGUUUCGGUAUACAUAUGGAUUUGAUCACUUGGCUUAAUGUAAUGCCUGAGUUUAUUAUCGAGGUACCUGGGUAGUCAAGACUAGCCGUACAUACAAUUCUAGCUCUUUGCAGAUG